CCAAACCCUUAUCUUCUUCUUGGUUUCUGGAGCCCUUCUUUCUUUCUCUUGCUCGCCGUCAGUGUGCUCGGGGGUUUGUGCUUGGCACGAUCGGAGUGAGUGCUUGGGAGCCUACAUCGGGGACUUCUGGGUGCCGUGAUCGGAGUGCUUCCUUGGGUCGGGGACUCUUGUUCAUCGGAUUUGGAGUGGCCGUUCGGAGCUCAGGCAAGACGCAAGUUGGUAUCGGGGACUUCUGGGUGCCGUGAUCGGAGUGCUUCCUUGGGUCGGGGACUCUUGUUCAUCGGAUUUGGAGUGGCCGUUCGGAGCUCAGGCAAGACGCAAGUUGAGCUUGCUUGUGCUGGGGACUCGUGUCCACCGGGUUUGGAUUGGGUGUUUGGAGAUUGGACGAGACACAACACCGGCGAGAGCUUCUCGGUUGGAUAUCCAAGUUUUAAGGGGUAGGUUCUGGAUGAGAAGUAAUUGUGGGAUCUGAUUGAAGGCCUUGCUGGGAAUGAUUUAUUACACUACACUCAUUUGCUAACUGCUAAAACUAUUUCCAUCCCGAGUCUUCCCAAGUCUAUUACUCAAUUGGCAGCCUGCUUAAUUGGUUCCAUCCCAAGUUUGCUCUAUUGGCAGCUUCCUAAGUCUACUUCUUUGGCAGCUUACUCAGUGUGCAUUCGUCCAUGGCGAGCUAUGGUGGGAAGAUCAACUCCACCUCCAUUAAUGGUGUGAAGCUCUACUCCAUCUCUGGCCAACGCUCUCCGGCCUCAUGGCUCACUCCCAAGAAGCUCAAAUCCCUUCGCAAAGACAAAGGCUAUCUUCAAAGGGUGGAUUUGAUCCAAGAUUUUAGGUUUGAGACCGCGACAACAAAAAUUAAGGUUACUGCUGAUGGAGAUUAUGUUGUUGCAUCAGGUAUAUACCCUCCGCAAGUUAAAGUGUAUGAAUUGAGGGAACUAUCAUUAAAGUUUGAAAGACAUCUUGUUUCAGAAAUUAUUGAUUUUCAGGUGCUGUCUGAUGAUUAUUCAAAGAUUGCUUUUCUAUGCGCUGAUCGCUCUAUAUGCCUACAUGCAAAAUAUGGAAGCUACUACAGCUUACGAAUUCCCAGGAUGGGAAGGGAUAUCGCUUAUGAUUGUUGGUCAUGUGACUUGUUUUGUGCGGCUUCCUAUCCUGAUCUGUAUAGAAUCAAUUUGGAACAGGGACGUUUUCUAUCAUCACUUAGCACUCAAUCACCUGCUAUAAAUGUGGUUUCAAGAAGUGCGUUGCAUGGUCUUGUUGCCUGUGGUGGUGAAGAUGGAUCUGUGGAAUGUUUUGAUAUGAGAAAGAAAACUGCUAUUGGACGGAUUAGUGCUGCUGCUCAUUCUGGCGAUAUUGACCAGGAGGUUACUUCACUGCAGUUUGAGGAUAUUCAUGGUUACCAGAUGGCUGUUGGGAGCAGCACUGGAAAGAUAUUAAUAUAUGACAUGCGUAUGUCUAAUCCUGUUAGGAUCAAGGAUCACAUGUAUGGUAGUCCUAUAUUGGAUAUUAAGUGGCAUCAAACACUUAAUUCUGCAGAACCAAAAAUGAUCAGUACAGAUUGCCAUGUUAUCAGGAUUUGGGAUCCUGAAACGGGAGAUAAUAUGACCAGUAUUGAGCCAAGUACAGGAGCAAUCAAUGAUGUUUGUUUGUUUCGCGAAAGUGGCUUGCUUUUGGCUGCUUUGGAUUGCAGCCAGAUACCAGUUUAUUUCAUACCUGCUUUAGGACCAGCCCCCAAGUGGUGCUCGUACCUUGAAAACUUAACGGAAGAAAUGGAAGAAGGAUCACUGACGAGCAUAUAUGAUGACUACAAGUUCUUAACUAAAAAGGAUAUUGAACAGUUGAAUUUGACACAUUUGAUAGGAAGCAACCUCUUGAGAGCCUAUAUGCAUGGGUUCUUUAUAGACUAUAGACUAUAUAAAAAGGCUCAAGCAUUGGCUGAUCCUUUUGCAUAUGAUGCCUACAUGGAGAAGCGAAAGCAGGAGAAGAUAGAAGCUGAACGUGCUUCUCGUAUUACUAUCAAGAGGAAAUUACCUAAAGUUAACAGGCUUCUUGCUGCCCACCUACUUGAAAAUGAAGAAACCAAACAAGCUGAACAAGAAAAUGUUGGUGAAGGUACCAUAAAGAAAAAGAAAAACAAAGGGUUAACUAGUGAUAUCUUGCGGGAUGAACGUUUUAAGGCAAUGUUUGAGGAUAAGGACUUUGAAAUAGAUGAGCAGUCAGCUGAGUAUCUCUCCCUGCAUCCUCUAGCACAGCAAGCUACCAAGAAGCGCCCAUCCUUAAUUGAGGAACACUUCGAGCCAAUCUUGCAGGAUGAUGAAGGAAACAGUGAUUCUGAAGGUCUGGCAACUUCAGAAGAUGAUUUUGAGAAAGAUAAGGAGGAAGAAAAGAAGAAUUCCAAACGUGUGAGGUUGUAUGAAGUCAGGGAUGAGCGCCAUGCUGAAGCAUUCAUGAACCAAGUAUCUCUUGUGAAGGAGGAUGCCCUCCCACUUGGUGAGAGAGUAGCCGCUCUCCAACAGCAGCAAUCUUUUACUAAGCAUGAUGUGGUGAGAUUUGGACCUGGUGGUUCACGGGAAAUAUCAUUUGUACCUAGGAGAUGUUCAAAGAAACAAGAUGACAAUGAGGAGCCUCAAGAUGGAAAGCUGCGCCGGGGCAUACGUCCUCUUGGCUUGAAGCUAGACAAAUCAGAGUUCCUUGCUAGGGUAAAGCAUGGAGGUAGAGGUGGGGGUAGAGGUCGAGGAAGAGGCCGGGGUAAAGUUCCGCGAUGAUAUUUAAUUGAAUGAACUUGUCUUUUUGGGCAAUGUCUCAUCCUGCAAUUGUCCAGAUUUGCAGCAAGUCUAUGCAAAGGGCACGAAUACCAGGAAGAUCACAACAUCUAAUACUCCACAAAGUUUCAUUUUUGUUUCUACAAUUCCUGGAAUUUUAUUUUGGGUGAAAUCUUUGUAUGCUGUAACAAUAGAUUCAAGCAUUACUUUUUGUGGUGUUUAUUUAUUUAUUUUACAUUUUAUUUGAUCCUCUAGUGUGAUUUGUAGGGUUUUGUGAUUUUUGGAUUUACAUUUCAAUGGAUCUGGCUUGUUUAUCCUC
Messenger RNA from Dioscorea cayenensis subsp. rotundata (Guinea yam), 3075 nucleotides. RefSeq names its product nucleolar protein 10-like. Gene Ontology annotation, biological process: maturation of SSU-rRNA from tricistronic rRNA transcript (SSU-rRNA, 5.8S rRNA, LSU-rRNA). The transcript has 20 exons. The coding region runs from base 663 to 2759 and encodes 698 amino acids. NCBI's taxonomy places the organism in Eukaryota, Viridiplantae, Streptophyta, Magnoliopsida, Dioscoreales, Dioscoreaceae. The record is from RefSeq and is a predicted model, not a curated record. Gene Ontology annotation, molecular function: protein binding. Gene Ontology annotation, cellular component: nucleolus; small-subunit processome; nucleus.